This is a messenger RNA of Linum trigynum, 441 nucleotides long. The record is from the annotation of a GenBank genome assembly. Lineage: Eukaryota; Viridiplantae; Streptophyta; Magnoliopsida; Malpighiales; Linaceae.
AUGAGGCCAUUGUUCGGAGCGGGAUGGCCUGGGGAAACCUGGCCUUUAGCGACGAUGAGGGAAAGCCAGUGGGGCGGUUCGAUGAACGACACAGUUGUGCAAGAGGAGAAGACAGCACGGGGCACGACGGAUUCCAGGAGAUGCGGACCAAGACGGGAAGCACGCCAGGUGAGGAACGCGGAGGAUCGGUGUAGGCGAGAGGCAAUCCGGGAAGUAGGGGAGGACCAGUCAGCCGUUUGGACCUGGUACGAGGGGCUCGAGAGGAGGCUUGGAGGUGGCCGAGGAGAGGCGGCGGGGAAUCCGGCCGCACUGAGCCGAACCGACCGAUCGGACCCACCAACGGGUCGAGCGGGUCGAACCCCAGGGUUGACAAGCGAGGGAAGGCCCGUGCAGGGGAUGAAGCGGUUGUCGCACUCUUUCGGGGGCGAUCACCGACUUUAG